Myotis myotis is the source of this 811-nucleotide messenger RNA. RefSeq names its product defensin beta 1 (gene DEFB1). The record is from RefSeq and is a predicted model, not a curated record. NCBI's taxonomy places the organism in Eukaryota, Metazoa, Chordata, Mammalia, Chiroptera, Vespertilionidae. The transcript has 3 exons. Gene Ontology annotation, cellular component: extracellular region. Gene Ontology annotation, biological process: defense response.
GCUGUUUGUGAGAAUUUCCCUGAUUGCAACACACCCCGCAGAUCUGUCCCUGAGGUUGCGCAACCCUCUCCCCUAUAAAGAGGGAGGCGCUGUGGCCUCUGGAAUCUGUGGCUGUGCCUGCAAGCCUCCUCCUCCUCCUGCCCUCGCCCAGCCUGGCAGCCAGCAUGAGGCUCUUCCACAUCCUGCUGCUGCCUCUCUGCCUGCUCUUCGCCCAGGUGGGCCCAGAUGGAGGGCACAGACCUCAGAUGGAGGGCACAGGCCUUUGCAUGAGCAGCCCCAGAGAUCAGUGGGGGUGAGGUGCUGGCCUCCUUGCGGGUAUGGCUGCUAAGGGUCUCAAGUGCCUUGAAGGGGAGCACUGCUAUUUCUCCUGCCCGGAACACACUAAGCAGAUUGCAACAUGCUACAGAGGAGCGGCCAGGUGCUGCGGUUGAGCUGGAGCCUCGGGGGAGACAAAGCCACAGGAAGGUCUUGUAAGCAUCAUUUUCCUAGAAGAAAACCUUUUUUUAAAGCACGGCUCCUUUGGACCCACAUGAACCCUGUGUCUCCUUUCUGAGGAGGUUAGGAAAGCCAGGUUAGAAGCCAGACAGGCCAGGCUGCUCAGCCUGCAAGCUCAGGACGAGGGUGGUGAGCAGGGCUGGGGACACAUCACCACCCUCAUGUCAUUACCAAAACAACAUGCUUAUAAGUAGUUCCUGUGGCUUCAACCCAUGAACCAGGAAGUCACUGUUUGAUUCCUGGUCAGGGCACAUGCCUGGUUUGUGGGCUAGAUCCCCAGUAGGGGCCUGCAGGAGGCAGCCAAUCAAUGAUUCUC